CGAACUGCUUCUCGAUGUUGACUUGCUCCAUCGCGUGUACGUAAACCUCCGAGUAGAACAAUUCCAUCGCUUCAAGUCAAAGCAGUCAAUCCCGAUCAGCAUUUCCGGUAGUGGUCGGGUCGUUAGGCUUUCAGGAGGCAUGAUUUUCUAAACCACCCUAACCCCUCGCAAUCCACCAAAGAUGGCCUCCUUGCGCCCCGGGCCGACCGAGGCCAUCUCCGUCUCCAGUGGAUCAUCGUCCACCCCUCAGUAUACGCCUGUCUCUGAUCGCUCCGAGAAUGAUGGUUCUCCCAAUCCAAAUCGACCAACGGCUGGGUCCCUGAGAGUUCAGACAGCCUUCAGCUCAGACGGGGAGUCGUUUACUGACGACGGGUUCGAUGAAGGAUAUGAAUCCUACGAAGAUGUGCAGCCCCUUUCGAAUAGUAGAACAAGCAUGCCAAAGUACACAAAAGAGGAAGAGAAGGGGGUCAUCAAGCAAUUCGAUCGCAAAUUGGUCCCUUUCCUAGCUCUUCUCUAUCUACUUUCGUUUCUGGAUCGCUCGAACAUUGGAAAUGCCAAAAUUGCCGGUCUCGCAGACGACCUGCAUCUCUCGUCAUCGCAAUAUGAAUGGCUCCUCACGGUCUUCUACAUCACCUACAUCCUCUUCGAAUGGAUGACGCUCAUGUACAAAGUCGUCCCACCGCACAUCUACAUCGCUCUCUGCGUCUGCGGCUGGGGCCUCGUCGCAUCUUUACAGUCGCUCGCUACUUCAUUCGGAGCUCUCGUCUUCCUUCGAGCAGCUCUCGGCAUUACCGAAGCAGCAUUCGGUCCUGGCGUGCCCUUCUACCUUUCACUCUUCUACAAGCGCGAAGAGCUCGCCUUCCGAAACGGCCUUUUCAUCUCCGCUGCUCCCCUCGCCUCAUCCUUCGCCAGCAGCCUAGCCUGGCUCAUUGUCCGCGUGAGCGACAACGGCCCAAUCGCACCCUGGCGUACCCUCUUCCUAGUCGAAGGGUUCCCCAGCAUCGUCGUCGCCGUCUUCGCCUGGAUAGUCAUCCCCGAUACACCAGGCAGCGCCUCAUUCCUGAACCCCCGACAGCGGGCAAUCGCACAGCUCCGCAUGGACGAGCUCAAAUCCAACCACAGACCACAUCAGCAGCAAUCGCAACAACGCAAAUCCUUCAACUGGAAAGAAGUCAAGAAGACCCUCGCCGAUCCCAAAUCCUACAUCACAGCCUUCAUGUUCUUCAGCUGCAACGUCGCCUUCAGCUCCAUGCCCGUCUUCCUUCCCACCAUCAUCCAAGAGUAAAAUACUUACCCCCUACCCACUGCCCCCAAUACUCCCCCAAAAACUAACAAAAACCAAAACAGCAUGGGCUACAGCUCCCUAACAUCCCAA
Molecule: messenger RNA, 1375 nt
Organism: Aspergillus welwitschiae
Lineage: Eukaryota; Fungi; Ascomycota; Eurotiomycetes; Eurotiales; Aspergillaceae
Product: putative MFS transporter
Exons: 3
Coding region: 182-1285 (367 amino acids)
Biological process (GO): transmembrane transport
Cellular component (GO): membrane
Molecular function (GO): transmembrane transporter activity
Source: RefSeq, a predicted model, not a curated record